UCCGAGACCUCCAAGAUGGCAUUGCCGACACUCCGGAUUGUAAAUCCAUCUGCUCCUCUGGACCGUCAGCAAGCCAUUUUACAGGCGUCAAAGGAGGCCCGUUUGUACAGGGAGAGAAAGCUUAGCUUUGCUCUCCCACCGGCACAGCUCCUGAACGAACAUGCUGCAUUUAAUCAUGCAGAAAGGCUCCUUCGAGCUGAAGGAACUUUGGCUCCAUCACGGCAGCAGUGUUUGGGAAAGCUGGUGCUACCUUUUGGCCAGUAUGCCAACGCCCCAUUCCACUGGCUGGCAGAAAAUGAUGUGGGCUACAUGAAGUUUGUGAUCGAUAAGCACAGGGAGGAACUGGCCAAGCAACCCAAAAAGAUCCACAAUGGCUGGAUAAAGGACUGCUUGGCAGAAUAUGCAGAGAGCUUCCCUCAGCUGUCAGUAACCCUGGAAGCUAACGUCCACCGUGGCAUCUACGGGCAGAAAGGGUUUGAAAACUACACAUUUCAGGAGAUGUGGGAGCUGUACAGCCAGCGUGCUGCCUUGAUGGACAGGCCUGAAGAUUUUAGCAGCAAUCAGAAAGACCUAAUUCUCAGGGCACAUAACUCUGUCACCCGCUGGCUGCACACUCCUGUUACACACAUCAGCAGUGUGCAGAUGAAGCGGUUUAGAAAAUACAUAUAUGACAAAAAGGACCAGAAUUUAAAAUCUACAGCUGAUGUUCCUUCAUGGUCAAGGUCAAAAGUGCCAUCAUCAAGAACCACAUCAACAUCAACAUCUGCUUCUACCUCUGCCAAGGCUGCCACAGCUUCCACCACCGAUAUGGCUUUAACCUCUGCUAUGGCUGCCACCACCUCCAUGGCUUUCACCUCUGCCAUGGCUGCCACCACCUCCAUGGCUUUCACCUCUGCUACUGCUUCCACCUCUUACACUGCUGCCACCUCUGCUACGGCUUCUACCUCUUACACGGCUGCCACCACUGUUACGGCUUCCACUUUUUACACGGCUGCCAGCACUGCUACUGUUUUCACCUUUGCCAUGGCUGCCAACACAGCUACGGCUUCAACAUCUGCUUUCACAUCAGCCACUGCUUCCAUGUCUGCCUCCACAUCCUCCACCACCAAACACAAGGAGCCAAUAUCCUCACCCAUGAGUGACUCUUCUGUUGAACUUGAGGGUUGGGUGCGCUUGUGGGAAAACCCUAAUGGCAUUUCACCAGCUGACCUCUCGUGGGUGAAGGAUGACACAGAAAGAGGGCUCUUCACCAACAUUCAGGUCUACCAGGACAGUACAGGUGUGCUGAAGAGAAGGCGGGUAAUGAAGUCGGACAGAAUGUGGUUUUACCCCCCUGAACCUCCAGGCUACGUCAGCGGGACUGUGCCAUCUCCAAACCUGUUCUUUCGGGGCCGCAUCUUUGUCUGGAGACCAGUUGGGGUGUGGAGAUAUUCACUGAAGUGUCCCCGUGGUAAAGACUGUGUGGGUAGUGGAAACAAGGUGCACCUCUACAAGUCAGGAUACCACACUAAGGUUUGUCUGUUUACAUUUUGUAUGAUUUUUACAGCAAUUAGUGCACUGCAUCAUAUUUAGUUGCAAU
Molecule: messenger RNA, 1579 nt
Organism: Danio rerio (zebrafish)
Lineage: Eukaryota; Metazoa; Chordata; Actinopteri; Cypriniformes; Danionidae
Source: RefSeq, a predicted model, not a curated record